GACAGAAACUGGUUCAUCCUAAGGACAUGGGAUGUAUCCUUUUUACAAAGGAUACUUUGGUAAAAUCUCCUCAAGCCAAACUAAGCAAUGACGUAUAUGCGUUCCAGUGUAGUGAGGACUGCAAUGACCUGUCAACAACCCGUCUAUAACAUGCAGCGCAUGUGUAUUCAACAACCAGAUGGAAGAGUGGAAGAGUACAGCCACUGUUUUUUCCACUUCAGAGGUCCUCAGAGGCCACCGCCGGUGUUACAUAACCUUUCUUGUUUGGACUUUCUUUCCUGUCUCCUCCACCCCUCACCCAGAUAGUGCGAGAAGCACCAGAGCAAACUGUAUUUUUGCAGAGGACUUCUUGAGGCUUCUUAUACUUUAAAUAUGAUUUUUCAAGCAUUUUUUGAGUAUAUGGACUUCACUAGUUGGCUGUUGUUUAGUUUUGUGUUGUUAAUUUUGACUGAUGUGGUCAAAAACUGGAGGCCAUCCAACUUUCCACCUGGACCAUGGGCUGUGCCUUUUCUGGGGAAUGUCUUCACAGGAGUUGACUUCAAGACAAUGGAUAAGCUUGCCCAUGAGUAUGGUCCAGUGUUUAGCUUGAGAAGAGGCAGCGACAGGAUGGUGUUUAUUUCAGGAUACAAGAUGGUCAAAGAGGCCCUUGUUAACCAGCUGGACAGUUUUGCUGAUCGUCCUGUGGUUCCUCUCUUCCACGCCGUCUUCAAGGGUCUCGGCAUAGCUUUGAGCAAUGGUUACCUGUGGAGGAAGCAGAGGAAGUUUGCCAACACUCACCUGCGUUACUUUGGAGAGGGACAGACUUCACUGGAAAAAUACAUCGAAGUAGAAAGCAACUUCUUGUGUGAAGCUUUCAAAGACGAACAAGGAAGACCAUUCAAUCCACACUACAUCAUAACGAAUGGAGUGUCAAACGUCAUCUCCUCUGUCCUCUUCGCACAUCGCUUUGAAUACAGCGAUCAAACUUUUCGUAAGAUUCUGGAGUUGGACAAUGAGGCCAUUGUGCUGGCUGGCUCUGCACUGACUCAGCUGUACGAUGCCUUUCCUGGCUUGAUGCAGUACCUUCCAGGACCUCAUCAGACUGUCCAUGCCAACUAUGAGGAGAUCAUGACUUUCCUGAAAAAGGAAGUAGAGAAGCACCAGGAGGAGUGGAACCCUGAUGAUCCUCGUGAUUAUAUCGAUGUAUACCUGGCAGAGAUGGAAAAAAAAAAGGAGGAUCCCCAAGCUGGUUUCAAUAUUGAAACUCUGCUGGUUUGUACCCUGGACCUGAUUGAAGCUGGAACAGAGACAACGUCCACCACUUUACGCUGGGGCCUUAUAUUCAUGUUGCACUAUCCAGAGAUACAGGAGAAAGUUCAGGCAGAGAUAGAUAGCGUGAUAGGACAGUUUCGUCAGCCUGUCCUGGCAGACAGACCCAACCUGCCCUACACUGAUGCUGUCAUCCAUGAGAUCCAGAGGAUGGGAAAUAUUGUUCCCUUGGGAUUCCCCAAAAUGGCCAGUAAAGAUGCUACACUGGGAGGAUACUUCAUACCUAAGGGAACUGCUAUUAUUACAAUGCUUGGAUCUGUGCUGUUUGACAAGAAUGAGUGGGAGACUCCAGAUGUCUUCAAUCCGGGACAUUUCUUGGAUUCAGAGGGCCAGUUUCGCAGAAGAGACGCCUUCCUGCCAUUUUCAGCAGGUAAACGUGUGUGUUUAGGGGAGCAACUGGCCAGAAUGGAGCUGUUCCUUUUCUUUACAUGCUUGCUCCAACGCUUCACCUUCUCUCCGGUUCCUGGAAAAAUGCCCAGCUUGGAGGGCGUGCUGGGCUUCACACAUUCCCCUGAUGAAUACAUGGUGUUAGCUGUGCCGCGCUGAUUUUCUUCACCUUUUCUCAUACCAGUCAAAGACAAAGCAUUAGCACAAAGCUUCAAUUAAAGCUAUUAAUUAAAGCUUCCAUUCAAAUACACCUAACCUUUGUAUCUAACACUGAUAUAUUGAAUGUAUGAAAAAUGCUGUCUCAUUGUCAUAAAAUGCAUAAAUGUUAAUUACAGUUAUCUUUGGAAAUCUUAUGCAUCCUGACUGGAGUAAGAUUAAAUGUAUGAAUACAUUUAAAAUUAGCUUAUUUGAUUUUGUUCCAACUAAAUGGAAAAUGUAUUCAGUUGUAUGUAAAUGACCACGUGUCUUUAUCUAAAGACAUGUUAACAUAGUAAGAUUUUUCAACAGUAAUCACUUUAUCCUACAGUUCUAUUAACUCAAAUCACAAUUUAUUUUCUUUAACAGGGGAGUGCACAGAACUCUGAAUAAAGUAUGUUUUAUUCUGUGCUUA
Messenger RNA from Scatophagus argus, 2305 nucleotides. RefSeq names its product cytochrome P450 2J2-like. The coding region runs from base 373 to 1854 and encodes 493 amino acids. Gene Ontology annotation, biological process: xenobiotic metabolic process. NCBI's taxonomy places the organism in Eukaryota, Metazoa, Chordata, Actinopteri, Scatophagidae. Gene Ontology annotation, cellular component: cytoplasm; intracellular membrane-bounded organelle. The record is from RefSeq and is a predicted model, not a curated record. Gene Ontology annotation, molecular function: oxidoreductase activity, acting on paired donors, with incorporation or reduction of molecular oxygen, reduced flavin or flavoprotein as one donor, and incorporation of one atom of oxygen; heme binding; iron ion binding. The transcript is spliced from 9 exons.